This is a messenger RNA of Cyprinus carpio (common carp), 608 nucleotides long. RefSeq names its product RNA polymerase II subunit D (gene polr2d). Lineage: Eukaryota; Metazoa; Chordata; Actinopteri; Cypriniformes; Cyprinidae. Gene Ontology annotation, biological process: positive regulation of translational initiation; mRNA export from nucleus in response to heat stress; nuclear-transcribed mRNA catabolic process, deadenylation-dependent decay. Gene Ontology annotation, cellular component: P-body; RNA polymerase II, core complex. The record is from RefSeq and is a predicted model, not a curated record. Gene Ontology annotation, molecular function: nucleotide binding; translation initiation factor binding.
AAGUGGAAUGUGUUUCAUUCAUUUCAUCGCUGUAGACAGUGUAGUAAUGUAGUAGACAGUGAAGGCUAACUCAUACUCGCUGUAUCUCGGCUGUAGUGACUGUGUGAUGGCGGCAGGAGCAGCAGCUCAUGUGGGAGAUGUGGAGGAGGACGCGUCUCAGCUCAUGUUUCCUAAAGAGUUUGAGAACGCAGAGACCCUGCUGAACUCGGAGGUGCACAUGUUACUGGAGCAUCGCAAGCAGCAGAACGAGAGCGCGGAGGACGAGCAGGAGCUGUCCGAGGUCUUCAUGAAGACCCUCAACUACACGGCCAGAUUCAGCCGCUUCAAGAACAGAGAGACCAUCGCCAGCGUGCGCAGCUUGCUUCUGCAGAAGAAGCUUCAUAAGUUUGAGCUGGCAAGUUUAGCCAAUCUGUGUCCGGAGGCAGCAGAGGAGGCCAAAGCCCUCAUCCCCAGUUUGGAAGGCCGGUUUGAGGACGAGGAGUUACAGCAAAUCCUGGACGACAUUCAGACCAAACGCAGCUUCCAGUACUGAAUACUGCCACCAGUGUUCCCCUCCGUAGUUGAUUAAUGUGCUGUUGUUUUGAAAAAUAAAAGUGUUUUUGAUACAA